This is a messenger RNA of Coregonus sp. 'balchen', 36062 nucleotides long. The record is from the annotation of a GenBank genome assembly. Lineage: Eukaryota; Metazoa; Chordata; Actinopteri; Salmoniformes; Salmonidae.
AUGGCCCUGAACCAAGUGUCCCUGCUCUGCCACGACAUCACCAACCUGUGGCUGGAGCUCCAGCACAGGACAGGUACUGGUUGGUCUUACUGUCUGUCUUUCAUUUGGUCGGUUGUCUGUCUGUCUCGGUCUGUCUAUCUACCAGUGUACAUGUUGCUUACAGUAGACAAUGGACCUAGUUGAAGUGACUUAUGCUGUUUUGGUGUUGUAAUAAUGUUGAAGUAGACUGUCUUUGCUGCACUAAUGCUGACACUACUGUCAAAAAAAUGGUGAACAAUGUAACAUGUCAGUUUGGAGCGUGUCAGUCUCUGUGUUGACAUAGUGUUGAAGUGACAGGAACACACUCACAGGAACCUCAGAGAAAAGUCAAUAUUACUCUCUGUAGCUCCCCUUCCAUCUCUUCGACCUUGUUGCUUUAUAUGCUUAAUACUUUGUCCCUUUAGAUGUAAAUCAUCACUUUAUCUCACUGGAAAAGAUGGGAUGAAGGGAGAUGGAGAGACAUACAUGCUCUUAGACAUUCUCUUCUUCAGAAAAUGUUACUGUGGGAGUGUUGCGUAACAGCAGUGCUCCUUUACCGUUAAACUGAUGUCCUGUCUAAAAAGGAAGGCUUGGCCACUGAAUAAUUCAAGAGACGAGAGAGUGGUUAGCCCUGGUUAGUGGUCUGACGUGACAUCGUUGAGAUAAACAGUGUUGUGGCCCUAGAAAGUCUGCCAGGCUGGUUUCUAACAUUACAUUUACAUUUUAGUUAUUUAGCAGACACUCUUAUCCAGAGCGACUUAAGAGUUAGCGUGUGUGAUAUGUAAUCCUAUAGCGUAGAGCGUCACUGUGGCUUUCUGUUCCAUCGAUCUGUUGUGCUCUGUACUGUUAUGCCCUCAGUUUCAACAGUAGGACUUUUGCCAGACUCCCACAGUAUAGGCACUACCUGCAUAAAGAUAACUGCUUGAUCACACUGUAUAACUAACUAUAUGUAGCUGUUUAUAAAUGGAUGCAGAUUAACCUCUUUUUGUGAGUGACUGGGAGCAUGGGAGUAUUGUAUGUUCUGUAUGUAACCUGUAUUUGUGCUGACUUGGCUGUGAGGGUUUGGGGUUAAAUCGAUAUCAAUGAUUUACCAGAAGACCAUUUGAGCUGAAUUAUUGACCAGGAGUCUCUAGUCUCUCUGUGUAGAAAUGAUCCAGUCUCCCAAACUAGAGCUAUGUCAAGUAAGCAUGCUAGCAGGUUGCAACUGUAUAAUAUAUAAAUAAAUAAUGAAGUAUUAUGCUACCAGUGCUCUUUAUUAUUACAAAUGAACAACAUAAAUAUUAGCCAACAGCUACGCAUAUCCUGUGAAAACUGGACAGAUACAGUAUAUUAGUUAUAGAGGAAGUACAUACCUUCAGGUACUACAGAACAAUAACAUUGACAGCAGUGGAGGCUGCUGAGGGGUGGACGGCUCAUAAUAAUUGCUGGAACGGAGCGAAUGGAAUGGCAUCAAACCAUGUGUUUGAUAUAUUUGAUACCAUUCCACUGACUCCUCUCCAACCAUUACCACGAGCCCGUCCGCCCCAAUUAAAGUGCCACCAACCUCCUGUGAUUGACAGAAUUCUGUUCCGCUUUUAGGAAACUGCAGUUAUAGGUAGAAUAUGCUGACUGAAGAAUGAGCGAUUUGGGGCUGUGUAUCAGUGUCUCUGAACUAGUUUUGUUCCUGUGUACCAGCAAUGAAUACAGACCUAGCCAUUCCCUCCCUGCUGACAUGGCCCUCUGAGUCAAAGCAGCCUGGGCCCACAGUGUUUUGUCACCCCAUCUUCACCUUCACUACCUGGCUGGGGCUAUGCUGCUCCCUGCGGGGGGUUCAGGCCCAUUAUCUAAUUAUUCUAAUACCAAUGAUGGGAGUUGAUGGGGUGAUAGAGCUGGGAAGGUACUUGGGGCGUAAGGAGUCAUUUGGAUGGCUGUGGCUUUUAUCUGAAGACUUGCUUCACUAAUGGUGGGUCAGGACCCAAAGUGUUUGUACCAUUCUGGUCUCUCGUCUGCGUUUCAGAUGAUCAUUUUUUCACUAUUCUGCACGUCUUUAUAGUGCUCAGACUACAUGCUGUACUAAAUUAAUGUACUGUUUUUGUGUGAGUAUGUCUAGCUCUUCUCUACUUUUGUGAUGGUUCUUUCAUUCAAUGGGAUAGGUUCUGUUCUGACUGUGACUCUGACUGUGUUGUUGCUCUGCUGCUCCUCCAGAUGAGAUCAUGCAGCAGGAGAGCAGUCCCCUCUGUGCAAUCGACAUCACCCCUGACCUCAGGAAGCAGUUUGCCUUCCUCUCAGGUAACACUUCCUGUCUGUCUGUCUGUCUGUCUGUCUGUCUGUCUGUCUGUCUGUCUGUCUGCCAUAAUACAGAUGUCUGCUAUAACACAGGACUGUACUGUUCUUCUACCUGAUAUAGUUCAGAGGAACGGUCUGCUUCACCCCUCAGGAUUUGCCAUUCAAAUUUCUCUUCUCCUGUUUUCCUGCUCAUCAUUUGUUUAUCAGCGUUAGUCCGGCUACAGUACACUGGGGCUCCUUCUCUUCACGACUGUGUGUUUGUUUAGUGUGUAUUUACAUAUGUGUAAAUCCGUUUCUGUUGCGUAUGAGCCAAAUAUGGAGUUUCUGUUUUUCAAGUUGUCUUGUCAAUUCAGUGUGUCUGUACUGCAUGCAUGGUAGAAGCUUUACAGAAAUCACCUAGGCUUGUGAGCAGACUUCCACAAAUGUUACUUAAUUGAAAAACUAAAUGGAUAAUAUAACGGAUACAAGUGUUGUAGCAUUGAUUCCUUCACCGAAUUCACCUCAUUUAACAGAAGACCCCCACCCCCGACACUUUGCCCCCUCUCUGUCCCCCUCUAUGUUCUACAUGGAAGGUCACCUUGGGGACUGCGGCAGAGUGUUUAUUGGAUGUUCUCUGCCUGUCGGCGUCCAUUUUGCGGAGAGCUUGCCUCUUCUCAGAUGCAGCAGAAUCAAAACAGACAGCUAAACGGUGACCGAGCAUUUGCUGUUGCUAGGGUGAUAAUAGAAGAGGGAAAAUAUUCUGAUCACAUGGGCUAAUAGUACACGCGUGUGUAUUUGUGUGACUAUUUCCCCCAUUUUCUAAGUGUCUGUGUGUGGGUUUAAACACUGCAGAACAUACCCGUCUUUCUCACCCUCCCCUCCUCUCUCUCUUUCUCGGUGUGUCUGUUGCUCUUUCUUUCUCUCUCACUUUACCCUAUUGCCCUAUCAAACUAGACUGGUUUGCCAGUUCCACUGGCGCCCUCUUGUGGUAAUCCCUGUCGAAGUUAUGUAAAGAAAAUUACCAAGGAAUGUGAGUCUUCUCGGUUCCAGUGAACUCUCUGUUUUAGUGAACUCUCUGUUCUUAACUCUUCCAUGUUUCUUUCCCAGGGGGGCGAGGGCAGAACGGCAGCCCCAUCAUCGUGUUCCCAGAGUUCCCUGCGUUCGGAGAGAUCCAGGAGAGGGAGUUCCACAACGUGCUCACAUACCUGACCAGCAUCCCCAGGUGAGAUUCUACAUACGACACACACACCCUUGCUUCUUCAGACACUUCCUGUGUCCGAGCUCCCUGCAUGUAUUAUUCCCAUGCUAACCAGUCAGAUCAGUCUAUUUUACAGGAAGGGAAUUGAGGAGUGGCAGAUGAAUAUUGAACAUGCUAGGGGGAAUUUAGGAGAUAUCAGAUGAAUGCAGAAGACGGUAACAUCUACUGCAGUUGAAACUUCUUUUUUUUUGUGUAAGAUUAUUGUUUAACAAUAUAAACCAUACAUAGACAAAAGACAAUAGACAGACAAACACAAACAUCAUUGACAUCACACCUGCUCAGACCCAUGUUCCCACCGCUUCCAUUUCCAGUGCAUGUAAGACUCUAUCCAGGGGUAUUCAACUCUUUCCCUACGAGGUCCGGCGCCUGCUGGUUUUCUGUUAAUUAAUUGCACACACCUGGUGUCACAGGUCUAAAUAAGUCCCUGACUAGAGGGGAACAAUGAAAAAUGCAGUGGGACUGGCUUCGAGGUCCAGAGUUCAGUUUGAGGGCUGUUCCAUAUGACCUCAAGUUGCGCUAUUCUGUUUCUCUCUGUAGCCCAUAUAUUUAAAUAAUAAUACAUUUGAUUUAUCCACUGUCUUAACGAUGGAGGGUCAUUUGAUUUCCAGUUUCUUUAAGCAAAAACAUGUUCUAAAUGAUUGAUGAGAAAAGUACAGUCCAACCCAUUGGGUACAUAUCUCACCUCAUCCUCAUAUGCCAUGUCUUGAAAUAUGCAGAUACAGAUUAAGUACAUUUAUACUGUAAAGCUUGUGACAGCCAACUUUCUAAUUCCGCCCAAUACUUUUGGACUUUAUAGCACUCCCACAAGGCAUGAAUCAUUGAAUUCCUCUUAGUUUUACACUUAAGACUCUGUCGUUGUGCUAUAGAAUUUGUGAAUUUUGUCUCUUGUAUAAUAUAUUCUGUACAUUAGUUUAUACUGGAUUAAGCGUACAUUUUCGUUAACUGUCGUUAGUUAUGUUCUUGGUUCCAAUAGUUUAUAUUCUUUUUCUGAGAGAUUGUCAGUUGGAUAGGCUUUCUGCAAGGUUUUGUAUAUCUUACCUAUCAUAUGAAUAUCAUUUUCUGACUAAAAAAAAUGUCCCUCAACAUUAAGCUGAUGUCCGAAAGAUUUCAGAUCGACAUUUUCUGAUAUAAAACUUUUAAGUUGCAUGUAUUAGAAAAUGUCUACAUUGGUCAGUCCAAAAUGGCUUUUUAAUUCUGUUAUGGAAAUAAUUGUAUUUCCUAUUAUUAUGUACUUUACGGUUUCUAUGCCUUUAGUUUUCCAUGUGGGACAAUUUAUCGAUCAAUUCUGAAAAGCUAUCCAAUGAUUGUUCCAUAGGGGUGUGUUUUUAGGGAGUGAUAUUAGUUCUUGUAGAAUCCCUUUUAUUUUCUUCCAUAUCAUCAGUGUUCUUAACUAUGAAGUUGUUAAUGUUCUUAGCUCCAUACCCUUUGAAAACAGACACGUGAAAAGAUUCUGGGAAGAGAAGCUUCCUUGUUCACCAUACAACGGGUAGGCAACGCUGGUCCUGGAGUACUGCACUUCAUGGUUUUGAUUUAACCGACUUGGAAGACCAAUUGUGUUGAAUUUAGGCAAUCACUGAACUGAUCAGUUGGUCAGGUGUGGCGCCUAGAUAGAACAAAAUCCUGCAGUACCUGCAGCACUCCAGGAACAGGGUGUCCUACCCCUGCCAUACAAUAUUGUUUAUACUGUAGGUUCAGCUCAUGGUAUAUCACAUAUUUUCAGUGCAAACCAAGUGUUAUCCUCAGCUCCUGUUGACUGCUGUAUAGAAAUGGCCAGCAGGUGUCACUAGCAGCUCAUAUACACUGCAUGCUGUUACAUUAAGCUUGAGGUAGAACCUUUUAACCACUGAUCUCCCCCUUCCCCCCAAUCCUAACCUCAACCAUUGGGGGGUAUUGUAAACAUCUUACCCUGUGUCAAUGGUUAGGGGCAUUCUCUAGCUACACUGGUUAAAAAAGGUCAUGUUUUUCUCUGCCUUAGGGCUUGGGUUUCUGCCUUACUAUUAUGUGGUCCUCUGUAGCUCAGCUGGUAGAGCACGGCGCUUGUAACGGCAAGGUAGUGGGUUCGAUCCCCGGGACCACCCAUACACAAAAAAUGUAUGCACGCAUGACUGUAAGACGCUUUGGAUAAAAGCAUCUGCUAAAUGGCAUAUUAUUAUUAUUAUUAUUAUUAUUAUUAUAUUAUUAUUAUUUUGUUUAGUGUGUCAGUGAGAGUGGUGGGUAAAUGGAUGUGUCUGGGCUGUCCCCUGUAGAGAUCUCUUAGUAGAGAGGGAGGAGGGGAGGUCUCAAUACACUCCUAAUUAGCUGGCCAAUGCAAUAACCCCAGCCUGUUAUCAUAUUACUGCAGAAUGUCUUUGUGUACUGAGAGACUGGGGAAGGGGGAGAAUAAAUGAGACCCCCCCCCCCCCCAUCUUCUCAAUAUCCUCCUCACAGGGAUUUCUGUCAACCUUUCCCUCUUUUUUUCCCCUGUCUACCUUUUCUCUUCUUAUCCUUUGCCCCUUUCUUUCUCUUUCUCCAGCUCCCCUUCCUUCCUUGUAUAGCUCCUUUCUCUCUCCUUCCUCUCUUCCUCACUCCAUCCUUGUCCGUUGAGGCAUGUAGUGGGUCUAAAAUAGAAACUGCAGUGGACCUGACUGUUUAGGUUUGAAUAAUGCUUGCAGAGAGCUGAGCUGCAGUACAUGCGCGUGAAUACACCAGCCAACAGACAAGCUCUUACACAUACUCCUGCACCUAACGGUGGCAUACAGGGUUGAAGCCACUUACACACAUUUACAUUUUUACAUUAAUGUCAUUUAGCAGACGCUCUUAUCCAGAGCGACUUACAAAUUGGUGCAUUCACCUUAUAGCCAGUGGGAUAACUGGAUUCCUUAAAGAGGUGGGGUUUCAAGUGUCUCCGGAAGGUGCUGUCCUGGCAUCGUGAGGGAGCUUGUUCCACCAAAAAAAAAAAAAAAAAAAAUUGGGGUGCAAGAGCAGCGAACAGUUUUGACUGGGCUGAGCGGGAACUGUGCUUCCGCAGAGGUAGGGGGGCCAGCAGGCCAGAGGUGGAUGAACGCAAUGCCCUCGUUUGGGUGUAGGGACUGAUCAGAGCCUGAAGGUACGGAGGUGCUGUUCCCCUCGCAGCUCCGUAGGCAAGCACCAUGGUCUUGUAGCAGAAGCGAGCUUCAACUGGAAGCCAGAGUGUGCGGAGGAGCGGGGUGACGUGAGAGAACUUGGGAAGGUUGAACACCAGACGUGCUGCGGCAUUCUGGAUGAGUUGUAGGGGUUUAAUGGCACAGGCAGGGAGCCCAGCCAACAGCGAGUUGCAGUAAUCCAGACGGGAGAUGACAAGUGCCUGGAUUAGGACCUGUGCCGCUUCCUGUGUAAGGCACACCUGGUCCACAUAUCCACAUCACAUUCUAAACUGGUGUAGAAGAGAUGUGUUGCAACCCCUGCAUGGCUUCUCUCCUGUGACUCUUUGAGGUCACUGCUGACAUCACAAACUUACAAAAAGUCAAAGUUGAGCUGAUAGAGAGAGGGCCUGAGGCUAAAGCUGCUCAGAGCAGACAGACAGAUGGCCAGGAAUUCCUCAGGGCAAUUUUGUGUGUGUGUGUGUGUGUCUUGACCUUGAAUACAGAACUAUUCAAUAUUUUCCACUUCAAUUUCAACCAGAAUACAUUUUGAUAAAUGUAUAUAUUCAUGAAAAUAAUUUGACAAAGUAUGUCCAUUUCAAAAUGAAGGUUUUUGGAGGGGGACUGUGAGUGCAUAAAAUUCCACAGUUUCAAAUUCCUUUUGAAGGCAUUCCCAAAUUUGAAUGAUUUUUCCUGUUUCUUGGUCUGCCGGCAUGAAAUUUAUCCGUAUUCUAAUCCCUUUUUCCCCUCCGGUGGGAAAAGCCCAUUUACGCUGCGGAUCGCCAAACACUCACUAAAUUAAUUAGCCGCCUGUGUCCUUGGGCAGACCAGGUUUCUUUCUCUCUCUCUCCCUUCCUUCUUUCCUUCCUCUCUCCCUCUCUCCCUUUAUGCUCCAAUCCUCUCUGGGUCUAGUUCAGAGUGGCUGCAGGUUGAGGUAGAACAAUGACAGGAGGAUUUGAGAGUGACUGAAACUUAAAGAGCUCUUAUAAAGCUUUUUUAAUCUGUUUUUAAUUUGAUUUACAGUCUGCCUGGCUUCAGGCAGUUAGAAGGGGUGGAGUAUGGCAUAGAGGGGGAGUGUGUGUUUGUGCGCACCCAUGCAGGAUUAAGCAGUCCCAUUCCAAAACACAGCUAGCAAGGGUUCCACAUACGUCAGACAACCGCCGCAAGAAAUCCAAUUAUUUAGACACCCCUCCAAGUGACUCCUUCACAAAUCAAUUAUAAACUCCACCAUGAAUAUUUAAAUUAAUCUAAUUUCACAUGCAUUAUUCUUCAAUAUGUUUCUGUGUCCAUUCAGCUGUGUGAGUGUGUGUUGCAGAAACUGCUUGUAUGGCAGAAACAAUCAAAUCCUAGAAGUGGUGAAUCAAUUCCUCUGUGUAUAGAUUACCCUUUCUGGCAGUUUUUUUCCAAACCCUGAAACCAUACAUACACUAUACAAAAGUAUGUGGACACCCCUUCAAAUUAGUGGAUCGGCUAUUUCAGCCACACCCGUUGCUGACGGGUAUAUAAAAUUGAGCACACAGCCAUGCAAUCUCCAUAGACAAACAUUGGCAGUAGAAUGGCCUUACUGAAGAGCUCAGUGACUUUCAACGUGGCACCGUCAUAGGAUGCCACCUUUCCAACAAGUCAGUCACAUUUCUGCCCUGCUAGAGCUGCCCCGGUCAACUGUAAGUGCUGUUACUGUGAAGUGGAAACGUCUAGGAGCAAUAACAGCUCAGCCACAAAGUGGUAGUCCACACAAGCUCACAGAACGGGACCACCGAGUGCUGAAGCACGUAGCGCGUAAAAAUCGUGUGUCCUCGGUUGCAACACUCACUACCGAGUUCCAAACUGCCUCUGGAUGCAACGUCAGAACAAGAACUGUAGGUCGGGAGCUUCAUGAAAUGGGUUUCUAUGGUCGAGCAGCCUCACACAAGCCUAAGAUCACCAUGCGCAAUGCCAAGCAUUGGCUGGAGUGGUGUAAAGCUCGCCGCCAUUGGACUCUGGAGCAGUGGAAACAAGUUCUCUGGAGUGAGGAAUCACUACUUCACCAUCUGGCAGUUCGACGGAUGAAUCUGGGAUGGGCGGAUGCCAGGAGAACGCUACCUGCCCCAAUGCAUAGUGCCUACUGUAAAGUUUGGUGGAGGAGGAAUAAUGGUUUAGGCCUCUUAGUUCCAGUGAGAGGAAAUCUUAACGCUACAGCAUACAAUGACAUUCUAGACGAUUCUGUGGUUCCAACUUUGUGGCAACAGUUUGGGGAAGGCCCUUUCCUGUUUCAGCAUGACAAUGCCCCCGUGCACAAAGCGAGGUCGAGAUCGGUGUAGAAGAACUUGACUGGCCUGCACAGAGCCCUGACCUCAACCCAUCGAACACCUUUGGGUUGAAUUGGAACACAGACUGCGAGCCAGGCUUAAUCGCCCAAAAUCAGUGCCUGACCUCACUAAUGCUCUUGUGGCUGAAUGGAAGCAAGUCCCCGCAGCAAUGUUCCAACAUCUAGUGGAAAGCCUUUCCAGAAGAGUGGAGGCUGUUAUAGCAGCAAAAGGGGGACCAACUCCAUAUUAAUGCCCAUGAUUUUGGAAUGAGAUGUUCGACUAGCCAUGUAGUGUACUUUUGGCCAUGUAGAGUAUGUGAUUCUUUGUGUUCUGAGACUAAGUAGCAAGCCUAGUUUAUCACAUAAUCUAUACUCUCUCUCUCUGCCCGAUUCUCUCUGUCUCUCUCUUGCUCUCUCGUACUGUCUUUUCAGCAUAAAUGACUAAACCAUUUCGGUCCUCAUAAAGGUCCCAGUGCUAGACCAUCUCUAUUCCUUUUCUCUCUCCUUUUUUUCCUUCCCUCCGUCUCUGUUGCUGAAAAGAACUGGUCUGCUCUUUUGAAUGCUUGAGCAGGUAGAAGAGAGCGAGAGAGGAUGAUGAAAGGGAGAAAGAGGGGAUGAAUUGAGAGAGUGAGAAUGAAAAACCUUUACAGAGAGAGAGAGAGAGACACUGCAGCUACCCUCCUCUCCAUCAGCCCAUCCCUCCCUCACAUCCCCAGGUCUGCUGACUGGCCACCGGGGCUGUCUGUCACCCCUCAGCUAGGCUGGGAUUGGCUAGUGGCACGGCAGUUCCUGGCACGUCAUUGGUUGAUCGGUGCAGUGGCGGAGGCUGGUUUCUGUGAUGGUCUUGCUCUCCCUCCAACACAACACAGCACCACAUACACAGAGACACCGGCAGAUCUGACUCUCAGGCAUCUAUUUUUCUCUUUUCUCCUUCUGUUUUCAGUUUCAAAAUGGAAUUAUUUAUCCCUUUUUCUCUAUUGGAGGAUUUAGAAUAGCAGAGUUGUUGUCGUGUGAGGAGGAGAGGAACCAUUGAGGAGGAGUGGAGACAUUCUGUUCAUCAGUUUGCUGUGAUCAGGCAGUAUGUGUGUUUUGCUGCUGAGGUGUGAGUACUCAUGUCACCUCUAAAAGGUGUGUUGUGUGUAUAGUUGAUUCUACUGACUGGCUACACUUGGGAUUGACUUUGAUUCCUCUACCUGAACCCCUUUCCUGAAACUACAGCAGGCAACCGUGAGAGAGGGUGCUGGUCUUACAACUCUUUAUCUUUCUCUGUGGAUUGGACCAGUAUCUUGAAGGAGCGUAUAGUUGAACAAACUGUCAUCCCCUCUCACCGUGGAUUAGGACAGUGUUUUUGAAGCAUCUUUACCUUGCCUGUACAUAAGUGGACUGAGCUGAGGGUAGGUCUCUACUCAGGCCUGACUGAUACAUUUUUACAUUUAACAUUUUAGUAUUUAGUAGACACUCUUAUCCAGAGCUACUAACAGUAGUGAGUGCAUACAUUUUCAUACUUUUUGUACUUGUCCAUGGGAAUCAAACCCACAACCCUGGCAUUGCAAGCGCCAUGCUCUACCAACUGAGCCACACGGGACAUACAGUACUAUACAUACUAGUGACACUGUUCAUUUAUUCUAUGGUCAUGUCCAGUCACUGUGGUCCUACUGAACCUUAUUCCUCUCUCUCCUUCCAGUCUCCAUCUGCGGUCUUGUUAUGGUCAUGUGUGCAGUGGAGUCAGGUGUUAGUGGUUGUGUUGACCGUGAUCCCAUCUCUUUUUUCCCAGUCUGUCUGCAGCAGGAGUGGGUUUUAUCCUGGUCAUUGACCGGCGACAGGACCGAUGGACAGCCGUCAAGGCGACCCUGCUCCGCAUUGCCGUAAGUAACCGUGUGUGUCUGGCUUUAUAAGGGGGAGUGUGUCUUUUGUGUCUAUGCCUCUAUGUGUGUGAAAUACAUUUCUUUAAUCAUGUGUUGAGUGGAGCAGCAGGUUUGAGAGGCCCCAUCCUUACACUGUCAGCCAGAGGGCAGAGGGGGUUUGGCAGACAAGAGGUGUCAGAACACCUCCUCCUCUUCUCAGAGCUCUACAUCUGUGCCACAACGGAGGGAUUAAUAUCACAACUGCCCUAGGGGGCAGAUAUGAACCUACCCCCCCACAUACACACACACACACACACAGGCACCAGCCGAUUCAGCCCUGUUACUCCCCUGCCUCGGGGGCAGAAUAAACAGCCAAAACAAGGAGGAUGAGAGAGAUGAGAGAGAUGUGUUCUCCCCACAUUACAAGAAAGCAUGCUGGAAGGAUAGUGUCUUUUUAGUUUCACACUGUAAACCAUGUUUUGAUGAAUACUGUAUGAAUAAUCUAUAGAAAAUGUGUAGAUACAGAAUGGGGACAAAUGGCACAAAGCUUACUCCACAGGAAAACACUGACACUGACUUUAAUGGAUAAAGAUGGAAAGAAAUCUUAGGUCUGUGUGUGUUUCCCAUGCUGUGAUAGUGAUGAGGUAGCUGUUGUAUCUCUCUCGAGCCCCACUAAACUCUCUCUCCUCAUUUCACUCACUCUCUUUGUUUCAGCUACUAUCUCUUUGUUCAUAUCUUCCUUCAUCCCUUUUCUCUCUCUUUCAAUUCAUUUAUGCCACUUUACAGAUAUAUACUAUCUUAAUUUGACCAGUUUCUCACAGCAGGAAAAUAAUCCUACAGUAACAAGAAAUGUGAAUUAUUAUGUGGAUUAUAAAUAAAGGCUGACUGCCCUUCGUGAUUUAGCCUCAUGCUAGUGACCAUGGCUGAAUUCAAAUGUGAGUUGGUAUCGGGGUGUGGUUUGAUGUGGGUGUCUCGCGUGUGUUCACAUGUGGUAAGAGUUAGCCAAAAUAUUUUGGCAAUUAGCUUCAGCCGGCUGGUGUGCGACUGUGGCAAAGUUGGUUUGACUUUGGAUAGCCUAUCUCUGGGUAUAGUUAGGGACCAUCAAUAAAUAACACUAUGUAAAUGGGACAAUAUUUUAAUGUUGCACAUAUUUUAGUUGUCUCAUUAAAUGCUUUCAAUAUUUGUAUAUGAAUUUCUACAAUUUUAUAGUUGGUUUGAGGUUUUUAAAUCAUUGAAAUUUGGAGCUAUUGACCUUUUAAAAAUAUUGUCCCAUGUACAUUGUGUAAUUUACUGAUGGUCCCUAACUAGCCCCAUAGGGAAAUCGAAUGUCACACCAAAUUGACCAUGGGCAUUAUGAUCGGGGCGUGUGCAGCUGCGCUCUGAAUUGAUAAUUACUUGGGUGCUGCCAGCUGUGGGCAUGUGGCCAGGAUUCAAAUAAACCCAACCUAGGAAAACUGUUACGGUACCCUUCAUUCCGUGACAUACCAUUUUUUCCUAUCAUCUCAUAAAUCUCAGUUUUGGACGAGACUGACUUUAUGACCAAAACUAUCCUAUUUACAAAGUUUGUAGUCAAUUUUGACAUUAGAAUAAAUGUUUCUGACUUAUAUCGAUGCGACAUAGGCUGUUUUCAAAAAGAGAAGUUGCGUUUUAGGGGCAGUUGCAAUUUAAUGGACAUUUGUGUAGGGGUUGUUACGAUAAAUCAAGUCUGACAUUUUAAAGUGGAAAUUACCAACUUUAGAAGCCUUUUUAAACCUUUAAUACACUACAGUUUGCAUUUCCUGCUGUGCAGGAAAAUUCUCUGUGACAACAAAGUGAUCAAAUUAAGAUAGACGCAUUGGUAGUUUAGCAACAAAACCAACAUGUGCGCAACUAUGGGGCAAAACAGACAGGGUUGGCUUAGAUUGUUGAUAACAGGUCAACUAUAUUUUGUCUCCAAAUGUUUGUUGAAAACAAAUACAUUUGCACAAUGAGCACUUGUUGUCUCUCAAAUACAUCGUUACAGUUGUUGGUUAGCUAGCUAGCAAAUUUGAGCCGUAUUAGCAUAGACUUGACAUCAGUCAAAACACCUCAAAACAAGACAUGGUAUCAAUAACAAAAUACAACGAGCUGAAACUAGCCACCUACUAUUCCCCACAUGGCAGCUUCUUGUCAUUGUUGCCAGAUAUCUGACCGUUAAGAAUCAUACCAACGCACGCCUUGCAGCCACAUCAAUGCGCGUGCAUCAUUUUCGUGACAUUGUCAGCAGAUCUGUAUAUCACCCCUUAUCUUUCCAUUGCUCUCUCCUUUAGGCCUUUGUGGUUCAGAAUGAGGAGAAUGUGUAAAAGAAAAGAUGAUCGAGGGAGUCUUUUCUCUCUCUUUCUCUUCAGCCUGUUGUUUCCUCUCCAGUCACAACUGGUGUCUCUCUUGCUCUCUCACUCCCUGUUUCCUGCUAGAUGACAGAUUGCUGGCAGCUGAAUACAGUGUGUGAGCUGUGAGGGAUAUUAUCUCUGCAUUGGUGAUUAGCUUUCAAAGUGUGUUUGUUUAUUUGUGCUGAGUUGAUACAUGGUUUUAGCGCCUUAUUAAUAGCACAGGAUUUCCAAUUGCUUUUUUUGUUCACAAUUACAACACCAUUUAUGAGAUCCUUCAGAACUUUAUUAAGUAAGUAACUAUAUGGACCUGCAUCAUUCAUAUUUAUUUUAAUCAAUACCUACAGUGGGGAGAACAAGUAUUUGAUACACUGCCGAUUUUGCAGGUUUUCCUACUUACAAAGCAUGUAGAGGUCUGUCAUUUUUUAUCAUAGGUACACUUCAACUGUGAGAGACGGAAUCUAAAACAAAAAUCCAGAAAAUCACAUUGUAUGAUUUUUAAGAAAUUAAUUUUGCAUUUUAUUGCAUGACAUAAGUAUUUGAUCACCUACCAACCAGUUAAGAAUUCCGGCUCUCACAGACCUGUUAGUUUUUCUUUAAGAAGCCCUCCUGUUCUCCACUCAUUACCUGUAUUAACUGCACCUGUUUGAACUCGUUACCUGUAUAAAAGACACCUGUCCACACACUCAAUCAAACAGACUCCAACCUCUCCACAAUGGCCAAGACCAGAGAGCUGUGUAAGGACAUCAGGGAUAAAAUUGUAGACCUGCACAAGGCUGGGAUGGGCUACAGGACAAUAGGCAAGCAGCUUGGUGAGAAGGCAACAACUGUUGGCGCAAUUAUUAGAAAAUGGAAGAAGUUCAAGAUGACGGUCAAUCACCCUCGGUCUGGGGCUCCAUGCAAGAUCUCACCUCGUGGGGCAUCAAUGAUCAUGAGGAAGGUGAGGGAUCAGCCCAGAACUACACGGCAGGACCUGGCCAAUGACCUGAAGAAAGCUGGGACCACAGUCUCAAAGAAAACCAUUAGUAACACACUACGCCGUCAUGGAUUAAAAUCCUGCAGCGCACGCAAGGUCCCCCUGCUCAAGCCAGCGCAUGUCCAGGCCCGUCUGAAGUUUGCCAAUGACCAUCUGGAUGAUCCAGAGGAGGAAUGGGAGAAGGUCAUGUGGUCUGAUGAGACAAAAAUAGAGCUUUUUCGUCUAAACUCCACUCGCCGUGUUUGGAGGAAGAAGAAGGAUGAGUAUAACCCCAAGAACACCAUCCCAACCGUGAAGCAUGGAGGUGGAAACAUCAUUAUUUGGGGAUGCUUUUCUGCAAAGGGGACAGGACGACUGCACCGUAUUGAGGGGAAGAUGGAUGGGGCCAUGUAUCGCGAGAUCUUGGCCAACAACCUCCUUCCCUCAGUAAGAGCAUUGAAGAUGGGUCGUGGCUGGGUCUUCCAGCAUGACAACGACCCGAAACACACAGCCAGGGCAACUAAGGAGUGGCUCCGUAAGAAGCAUCUCAAGGUCCUGGAGUGGCUUAGCCAGUCUCCAGACCUGAACCCAAUAGAACAUAUUUGGAGGGAGCUGAAAGUCCAUAUUGCCCAGCGACAGCCCCGAAACCUGAAGGAUCUGGAGAAGGUCUGUAUGGAGGAGUCGGCCAAAAUCCCUGCUGCAGUGUGUGCAAACCUGGUCAAGACCUACAGGAAACGUAUGAUCUCUGUAAUUGCAAACAAAGGUUUCUGUACCAAAUAUUAAGUUCUGCUUUUUUGAUGUAUCAAAUACUUAUGUCAUGCAAUAAAAUGCAAAUUAAUUACUUAAAAAUCAUACAAUGUGAUUUUCUGGAUUUUUGUUUUAGAUUCCGUCUCUCACAGUUGAAGUGUACCUAUGAUAAAAAUUACAGAUCUCUACAUGCUUUGUAAGUAGGAAAACCUGCAAAAUCGGCAGUGUAUCAAAUACUUGUUCUCCCCACUGUAUAUCCUAAGUGCUGUUUAACCCCAUAUGACUGCAUUCUUGGUUUCAGCACCACCGUUAUGUGGACAGAGCUGUCUCACUCACACACACACAGAAUAAUUGACACAAAAGCCUCAUCUUAGAGUUUCACUGAACUGAAGAGAAUGUGUGGCAGAGAGAUGAUUAUCCUAGACAGAGGAAGAUAUAUAGAGAGCGAUGAAUAUGAACACCCAGGCUCCACUGGGACAUGGAAUGCUCCCUCCCUCAUUUCAAAUUGAAAGCUUUAUUAAUCCCACAAGGGGGGGCAUUACAGCCUGACAGGCUGGUAAUGGGAGGCAUGUAGUGCAUUGCCAUGCAUGGGUGGUUUUCAGACUGGGAGAGACAGGCAGAGAGAUGGGGAGAGAGCAGCAGUUGUUUAUGGUGUGGUCCCUAAUUAAAAGCCUAUAGGGUUACUUUGGUUUCACUCACUCCCUAGAGACAUACUGUCUACACUCCCACUCACCAGCCUGAUGUGUGUGCACGUGUGCGUGUGUAUACCUGUCUGUUUCUACUGUUUUCGACCAGAACCAGUGGGCCAUGACCGCAAUUACCAACCCACCAGGGGCGUCCAGUCAGAAGGUUACGGUCGAACGGUUACAACCCUCAUCUGGGAGUCAGACUAGUUCCUUAUAUAUACGGUCUUCUAAAUCCACCCAACCACCCUUUUCAAAACAACUUCUACUGAAUUGCAUUACAUUCAUUUCUUCCUCUGCCUUGCUUGUUUCCAGCGGAUGUUGUGGUUUUGUAGGGUACAUUGCUAGUGAAUGGCCAGUUUCUUUCAUAGUGACUGUACUGUAGUGUCAAAGGUCAUUAAGAGCUCUCUCUAGUUGGGCUGCAGAGAGGAACAGUUUAUAAAUUCAUUCAUUCCAUUAAGUUUGUGUAUUCCCUACUGGAGUCUUAGAUCUGUCAUUUCUGCUUAGGCCAGCGUUCUCUGUCUCUCUCCAAUCAAUCAAACCCCUGUGUGUGUGUGUGUGUGUGUGUGUGUGUGUGUGUGUGUGUGUGUGUGUGUGUGUGUGUGUGUGUGUGUGUGUGUGUGUGUGUGUGUGUGCUACAUUAACUUACGCAUCAAUUCUGUAAUGGGAAUCUGUCCCCACCACCGGCUAAAGCAAUAAUAUUGAUCUUGCUGUGGCUUUAUGUGUACAGUUUGAGUCUUACCUCAUCAGAACUAGCAGGCUUCAGGGAUAUACACUGUAUGCUAAUUUGGCUCUGAAUUAUAAUGUCUCGGGGUCUGCUUUUUAAUAGUCUCUCUCUGACCCGCCAAGGUCUUUGUCUCUCAGCUUUAUUCUACCCUUAAAGUGUGUGUGUGUGUGUGUGUGCGCGUGCAUGUGAGUGAUAGCUGCUACAUUAUGAAUGCAGUGGCAUCUUGGUAAAUGUCACUGCCUGCUAUCCUGAGGUAUCAAAUGUCCUUAUUAUGCCUUUCACUGAUACCUGUGUGUGUGUGUGUGUGUGUGUGUGUGUGUGUGUGUCCAUGCCUAUGUGUCUCACAGGAUGUCUCUUACUAUUGGGUUGUCUAGACUGAGAGCAAAGGGGGAUGCAGUCUACUCCUGUAUUAUAGAAGUUCAUCCACCCUUCUCUCUACCUCAUCCCACUCUCUACCCCUCUCCCCUCUCUUUCUUCCCCUCUCUCUGUGUGUAGGGUUCGUUCCCAGGGAACCUGCAGUUGGUUCUGGUAUUGAGGCCCACCACCUUAUUCCAGAGGACUCUCUCAGACAUCCUGUUCAAGUUCAACAAGGAUGAGUUCAAGAUGAAGGUGCCGGUACGUACAGACAGCAGCCGACGGACGCACGCACGCACGCACGCACCACCACACACACACACACACACACACACACACACACACACACACACACACACACACACACACACACACACACAGACACAUUCAUAGACUACAUUCACCAUUUACGUUUUUCUAUCCUAAAUUGAUGCUUGUGUGUGUGUAGGUGAUUAUGCUGAGUUCUGUGACUGAGCUCCACUCCUACAUAGACCGGACACAACUGACUACUGAGCUGGGAGGAACCCAGGAGUACUGCCACGAGAAGUGGAUCUCACACCGCACUGUGAGUAAACACACACACAAGUGCUGCAAAGAAGACCUAGUUAAGCUGCAGUUGGCCCAGAACAGAGUUGCACGUCUUGCUUUUCAUUGUAAUCAGAGGGCUAAUAUUAAUUAUAUGCAUUCCAGUCUCUCUUGGCUAAGAGUUGAGGAAAGACUGACUGUGUCACUUCUUGUUUUUAUAAGAAACAUUAAUGUGUUGGAAAUUCCUAAUUGUUUGCAUAGUCAACUUACAUACACACUUACCCCACCAGACAUGCCAACAGGGGUCUUUUCACAGUCCCCAGGUACAGAACAAAUUCAAGGAGAAAAGUACAGUAUUAUACAGAGCCAUGAGUGCAUCGAACUCCCUUCCAUCUUAUGUAGCGCAAGUGAACAGCAAACCUGGUAUAAAAAAACAAAUAAAUCAACACCUCACGGCACAAUGACUCUUCCCCAAUGUGACCUACUUGUUGUGUGUAUGUACUGACAUGUACAGUUGAAGUCGGAAGUUUACAUACACCUUAGCCAAAUACAUUUAAACUCAGUUUUUCACAAUUCCUGACAUUUAAUCCUAGGGAACGUUCCCUGUCUUAGGUCAGUUAGGAUCACCACUUUAUUUUAAGAAUGUGAAAUGUCAGAAUAAUAGUAGAGAGAAUGAAUUAUUUCAGGUUUUAUUUCUUUCAUCACAUUCCCAGUGUGUCAGAAGUUUACAUACACUCAAUUAGUAUUUUGUAAAAUUGCCAUUAAAUUGUUUAACUUGGGUCAAGCGUUUCAGGUAGCCUUCCACAAGCUUCCCACAAUAAGUUGGGGGAAUUUUGGCCCAUUCCUCCUGACAGACCUGGUGUAACUGAGUCAGGUUUGAAGGCCUCUAUAGGAUUGAGGUCAGGGCUUUGUGAUGGCCACUCCAAUACCUUAACUUUGUUGUCCUUAAGCCAUUUUGCCACAACUUUGGAAGUUUGGAAGACCCAUUUGCGACCAAGCUUUAACUUCCUGACUGAUGUCUUGAGAUGUUGCUUCAAUAUAUCCACAUAAUUUUCCUUCCUCAUGAUGCCAUCUAUUUUGUGAAGCAUGCACCAGUCCCUCUUGCAGCAAAGCACCCCCACAGCAUGAUGCUGCCACCCCGUGCUUCACAGUUGGGAUGGUGUUCUUCGGCUUGCAAGCACCCCCUUUUUCCUCCAAAUAUAACAAUGGUCAUUAUGGCCAAACAGUUCUAUUUUUGUUUCAUCAGACCAGAGGACAUUUCUCCAAAAAAAAUUGAUCUUUGUCCCCAUGUGCAGUUGCAACCCGUAGUCUGGCUUUUUUAUGGUGGUUUUGGAGCAGUGGCUUCUUCCUUGCUGAGCGGCCUUUCAGAUUAUGUCGAUAUAGGACUCGUUUUACUGUGGAUAUAGAUACUUUUGUACCUGUUUCCUCCAGCAUCUUCACAAGGUCCUUUGCUGUUGUUCUGGGAUUGAUUGCACUUUUCGCACCAAAGUACGUUAAUCUCUAGGAGACAGAACCCGUCUCUUUCCUGAGCGGUAUGACUGCUGCGUGGUCCCAUGGUGUUUAUACUUGCGUACUAUUGUUUGUACAGAUGAAUGUGGUACCUUCAGGUGUUUGGAAAUUGCUCCCAAGGAUGAACCAGACUUGUGGAGGUCUACAAAUUUUUUUCUGAGGUCUUGGCUGAUUUCUUUAGAUUUUCCCAUGAUGUCAAGCAAAGAGGCACUGAGUUGAAGGUAGGCCUUGAAAUACAUCCACAGGUUCACCUCCAAUUGACUCAAAUGAUGUAAAUUAGCCUAUCAGAAGCUUCUAAAGCCAUGACAUAAUUCUCUGGAAUCUUCCUAGAGCUGGCCGUUUGGCCAAACUGAGCAAUCGGGGACAAGGUUCUUGGUCAGGGAGGUGACCAAGAACCCGAUGGUCACUCUGACAGACCUCCAGAGUUCCUCUGUGAAGAUGGUAGAACCUUCCAGAAGAACAACCAUCUCUGCAGCACUCCACCAAUCAGGCCUUUAUGGUAGAGUGUCCAGACGGAAGCUACUCCUCAGUAAGAGGCACAUGACAGCCCGCUUGGAGUUUGCCAAAAGGCACCUAAAGGACUCUCAGAACAUGAGAAACAAGAUUCUCUGGUCUGAUGAAACCAAGAUUGAACUCUUUGGCCUGAAUGCCAAUCGUCACAUCUGGAGGAAACCUGGCACCAUCCCUACGGUGAAGCAUGGUGGUGGCAGCAUAAUGCUGUGGGGAUGUUUUUCAUCGGCAGGGACUGGGAGACUAGUCAGGAUCGAGGGAAAGAUGAACAGAGCAAAGUACAGAGAGAUCCUUGAUGAAAACCUGCUCCAGAGUGCUCAGGACCUCCGUCUGGGGCGAAGGUUCACCUUUCAACAGGACAACGUCCCUAAGCACACAGCCAAGACAACGCAGGAGUGGCUUUGGGACAAGUCUCUGAAUGUCCUUGAGUGGCCCAGCCAGAGCCCAGACUUGAACCCGAUCUAACAUCUCUGGAGAGACUUAAAAAUAGCUGUACAGCGACGCUCCCCAUCCAACCUGACAGAGCUUGAGAGGAUCUGCAGAGAAGAAUGAGAGAAACUCCCCAAAUACAGGUGUACCAAACUUGUAGCGUCAUUCCCAAGACGACUCGAACUGUAAUCGCUGCCAAAGGUGCUUCAACAAAGUACUGAGUAAAGGGUCUGAAUACUUAUGUAAAUGAACUAUUUUAGUUUUAUUUAGUUUUUUUAAAUGAGCAAAAAUUUAUUAAAACCUGUUUUUGCUUUGUAAUUAUGGGUAUUGUGUGUAGAUUGAUGAGGGGAAAAAACUAUUUAAUCAAUUUUAGAAUAAGGCUGUAACGUAACAAAAUGUGGAAAAAGUCAAGGGGUCUGAAUACUUUCCGAAUGCACUGUAUAUGUAACUGAUAGAUACACACAUACACACACUACAUGUUAAUGUUUUUUAAUGUAUGUAAAUUGUAAAGUAUUUUGUCUGUAAUGUAUUUUUCGUUAUGUGUCGGACCCCAGUAAGACUAGCUGUUGAAAAGGUGAAUGUAAGAAGUGAACAUCAUUUCAAAUAGGCUACAUGUGAUAUUAAACUGCAUUUAAACACACUAAAUACAGUGGGGGAAAAAAGUAUUUAGUCAGCCACCAAUUGUGCAAGUUCUCCCACUUAAAAAGAUGAGAGAGGCCUGUAAUUUUCAUCAUAGGUACACGUCAACUAUGACAGACAAAAUGAGAAAAAAAAAUCCAGAAAAUCACAUUGUAGGAUUUUUUAAUGAAUUUAUUUGCAAAUUAUGGUGGAAAAUAAGUAUUUGGUCAAUAACAAAAGUUUCUCAAUACUUUGUUAUAUACCCUUUGUUGGCAAUGACACAGGUCAAACGUUUUCUGUAAGUCUUCACAAGGUUUUCACACACUGUUGCUGGUAUUUUGGCCCAUUCCUCCAUGCAGAUCUCCUCUAGAGCAGUGAUGUUUUGGGGCUGUCGCUGGGCAACACGGACUUUCAACUCCCUCCAAAGAUGUUCUAUGGGGUUGAGAUCUGGAGACUGGCUAGGCCACUCCAGGACCUUGAAAUGCUUCUUACGAGACCACUCCUUCGUUGCCCGGGCGGUGUGUUUGGGAUCAUUGUCAUGCUGAAAGACCCAGCCACGUUUCAUCUUCAAUGCCCUUGCUGAUGGAAGGAGGUUUUCACUAAAAAUCUCACGAUACAUGGCCCCAUUCAUUCUUUCCUUUACACGGAUCAGUCGUCCUGGUCCCUUUGCAGAAAAACAGCCCCAAAGCAUGAUGUUUCCACCCCCAUGCUUCACAGUAGGUAUGGUGUUCUUUGGAUGCAACUCAGCAUUCUUUGUCCUCCAAACACGACGAGUUGAGUUUUUACCAAAAAGUUCUAUUUUGGUUUCAUCUGACCAUAUGACAUUCUCCCAAUCCUCUUCUGGAUCAUCCAAAUGCACUCUAGCAAACUUCAGACGGGCCUGGACAUGUACUGGCUUAAGCAGGGGGACACGUCUGGCACUGCAGGAUUUGAGUCCCUGGCGGCGUAGUGUGUUACUGAUGGUAGGCUUUGUUACUUUGGUCCCAGCUCUCUGCAGGUCAUUCACUAGGUCCCCCCGUGUGGUUCUGGGAUUUUUGCUCACCGUUCUUGUGAUCAUUUUGACCCCACGGGGUGAGAUCUUGCGUGGAGCCCCAGAUCGAGGGAGAUUAUCAGUGGUCUUGUAUGUUUUCCAUUUCCUAAUAAUUGCUCCCACAGUUGAUUUCUUCAAACCAAGCUGCUUACCUAUUGCAGAUUCAGUCUUCCCAGCCUGGUUUAGGUCUACAAUUUUGUUUCUGGUGUCCUUUGACAGCUCUUUGGUCUUGGCCAUAGUGGAGUUUGGAGUGAGACUGUUUGAGGUUGUGGACAGGUGUCUUUGAUACUGAUAACAAGUUCAAACAGGUGCCAUUAAUACAGGUAACGAGUGGAGGACAGAGGAGCCUCUUAAAGAAGAAGUUACAGGUCUGUGAGAGCCAGAAAUCUUGCUUGUUUGUAGGUGACCAAAUACUUAUUUUCCACCAUAAUUUGCAAAUAAAGUCAUUAAAAAUCCUACAAUGUGAUUUUCUGGAUUUUUUUUCUCAAUUUGUCUGUCAUAGUUGACGUGUACCUAUGAUGAAAAUUACAGGCCUCUCUCAUCUUUUUAAGUGGGAGAACUUGCACAAUUGGUGGCUGACUAAAUACUUUUUUCCCCCACUGUAAAUGCGCAUAUAGGCUGUGACUUACUUAGAAUUAAAUACAAAUUAAACGAAAAAUUACUUAUUAGUACCUUUGAAUUCAUUUUUAGAAUUCAUUUUUAGAAACACAAGUUUGGCCAGUCUGUGGCUUCAGGCCAGCAGCGGAGAAUAUCAUCUCCACACUUGCAGAGCCACUGGGGAUGCUAAACACCCUUUUGGCCACUCUGCCAGGCUGGGCAGUAAUGCAGUAAUGCAGUAAUGCAGUUUUCUUUUUAUUUAGAUAGGCCUAAAGGUUUUUAGGCAAAAAAACCCAAUCAAAACGGAAAUCUCCUUGAACGUUUGGAAUAUGCCAGGCCUAUUGGGCCAAAAUCAAUGAUGGCCUACUGUAAAGAUAAUAGAACGAAAAUGAACGAAACGUUUAAGAGAUCUGAUUUAUAAAUACUUUGCUACAAUGACACACUUAGUUAUCUACCCACCUCGUUCAUUUCUUUUAGCAUGUACACAUAGUAAGUAGACCAUCAUGCUUUUGGGAUAAGUGUCUUUUCAGAUUCCACAAUGAUUCUUUAGAUGUGGACACUCCAUCACCGCUCUUGGUCCUCAUUUUUGUAAGCCACCUUGAUUUAGCACCUGUGUGUUUUAUCAGUUUCUUUAUGAAAAUAUUUAGCGAACUCCAUGACAGUAGCUAAAGCAAGGGGCUAUAGCAGGACACAAGAAGACUACAACUGCAUGCUGGGCCGUGCAUGCCCUGAACUGAAGUGAGCGCUACUGGAGCGAAAUUGGAGCGGGCGAGAAGGCCGACGCUCCAGCCUUUGGGAAUCUCACUCCACUCUCCAGUCAAAUUGGGCACGCUCUGCUCCGCUCCGCUCACAUACUCUGGCAUGGGCUAAUGGGGAUCCUAAUUCAUCAAAAUCAAACACACACACACAGAGAUACACAUCCAGCAAACAAACAACCAACAAAUACACAGUGAACACACAACAUAAACACUAGAACCAUGGCCCAGUUCCCUAGUGUUGGACUAAUAACCUUUUUCCCAGUCAAGCUAUGCAUGUUAUUAUCUAACAAUGUAUUAUAUCCAUCUGUGUGAAGGCCAUUGAGGGCUUUGCUCUGAUGGUAAAGAGAACAGCUCAGAUCCUGCAGUCGUUUGGGACAAAGCUAGCAGAGACUGAACUACCCAACGACAUCCAGGCUACCAGCAACCUACUGGGGACACACACCAACAAGAAGAGCAAGAUGAAGGUACAGAGCACACACACACACUCUCCUCCAGGAAGAUGAAUACACAAAAUAAUAUGAUGGGUUAAAUCUACGUAAAUCAUUGUCUUAUUGUCUUUAUCCCACACCACUGAUAUCAGCGUGAUGGUGUUGGUGUGUGGAUCUGAUUCCCCUGAUGUGUUUGUGCCUCCAGGAGGAUCUGCUGGUGGCUUUAGGACAGGGCAGCAGACUGUUGGAGAGUAUUAAUGAACCAGUGGUUAGAGACCCAGACCACAACAUGAACCAGGACGAACUGGAGAACCUGGCCACCGUACAGAGGUUAGAACACACUGGGAACCAUGAACACUGGGGUUAGAACACACACUGCGAACCUUGAACACUGGGGUUGGAAAAGAUGGCGCCGGAGGGGAUGGCUGCCGUUUUAUGGACUCUUAACCAACUGUGCUAUUUUGUGUGUUUUUUCGCAUUGUUUGUAACUUAUUUUGUACAUAAUUUUGCUGCUACCGUCUCUUAUGACCGAAAAGAGCUUCUGGACAUCAGAACAGCGAUUACUCACCUUGAACUGGACGAAUAAUUUUUCUUAAAUGAGUCGGACAAGAGGGAUUUUCUCCAGACACCCGACAGGGCCCUCAUCCCCGUCAUUCGCAGUAGAAAGAAAAGGAGAUAUCGCGGAAGGAGAACGGGGUGCUUGGUAAGGAGCCGGCGACGAGUGGCUAACCUGCCUUUGCCAUCGAUGCUAUUGGCCAAUUUACAAUCGCUUGAUGAUAAAGUGGACGAACUACAGGAACAAAUAUCCUACCAACGGGACAUUAAAAACGGUAAUAUCUUAUGUUUCACUGAGUCGUGGCUGAACGAAGACGUGAAUAACAUACAGCUGGCUGGUUAUACACUGUAUCGGCAGGAUAGAACAGCAGCCUUGUAAGACAAGGGGUGGCGGUCUAUGUAUAUUCGUAAACAACAGCUGUUGCACGAUAUCUAAGGAAGUCUUGAGGUUUUGCUCGCCUGAGGUUAAGUAUCUCAUGAUAAGCUGUAGACCACACUAUGUACCAAGAGAGUUUUCAUCUAUAUUCUUCGUAGCUGUCUAUUUACCACCACAAACCGAUGCUGGCACUAAGACCGCACUCAAUGAACUGUAUACGGCCAUAAGCAAACAGGAAAACACUCAUCCAGAGGCGGCGCUCCUAGUGGCCGGGGACUUUAAUGCAGGGAAACUUAAAUCUGUUUUACCUCAUUUCUACCAGCAUGUUAAAUGUGCAACCAGAGGGGAAAAAAAACUCUAGACCACGUUUACUCCACACACAGAGACGCAUACAAAGCUCUCCCUCGUCCUCCAUUUGGCAAAUCUGACCAUAAUUCUAUCCUCCUGAUUCCUGCUUACAAGCAAAAACUAAAGCAGGAAGCACCAGUGACUCGGUCAAUAAAAAAGUGGUCAGAUGAAGCAGAUGCUAAGCUACAGGACUGUUUUGCUAGCACAGACUGGAAUAUGUUCCGGGAUUCUUCCGAUGGCAUUGAGGAGUACACCACAUCAGUCACUAGCUUCAUCAAUAAGUGCUUCGAUUACGUCGCCCCCACAGUGACUGUACCUACAUACCCCAACCAGAAGCCAUGGAUUACAGGCAACAUCCGCACUGAGCUAAAGGAUAGAGCUGCCGCAUUCAAGGAGCGGGACUCUAACCCGGAAGCUUAUAAGAAAUCCCGCUAUGCCCGCCGACAAACCAUCAAACAGGCAAAGCGUCAAUACAGGACUAAGAUCGAAUCGUACUACACCGGCUCCGACGCUCGUCGGAUGUGGCAGGGCUUGCAAACUAUUACAGACUACAAAGGGAAGCACAGCCGUGAGCUGCCCAGUGACACGAGCCUACCAGAUGAGCUAAAUUACUUCUAUGCUCGCUUCGAGGCAAGUAACACUGAAACAUGCAUGAGAGCAUCAGCUGUUCCGGACGACUGUGUGAUCACACUCUCCGUAGCCGAUGUGAGUAAGACCUUUAAACAGGUCAACAUUCACAAGGCCGCAGGGCCAGACAGAUUACCAGGAAGUGUACUCCGAGCAUGCGCUGACCAACUGGCAAGUGUCUUCACUGACAUUUUCAACCUGUCUGAGUCUGUAAUACCAAUAUGUUUCAAGCAGACCACCAUAGUCCCUGUGCCCAAGAACACUAAGGUAACCUGCCUAAAUGAAUACCGACCCGUAGCACUCACAUCUGUAGCCAUGAAGUGCUUUGAAAGGCUGGUCAUGGCUCACAUCAACACCAUUAUCCAAGAAACCCUAGACCCACUCCAAUUUGCAUACCGCCCAACAGAUCCACAGAUGAUGUAAUCUCUAUUGCGCUCCACACUGCCCUUUCACACCUGGACAAAAGGAACACCUAUGUGAGAAUGCUAUUCAUUGACUACAGCUCAGUGUUCAACACCAUAGUGCCCUCAAAGCUCAUCACUAAGCUAAGGACCCUGGGACUAAACACCUCCCUCUGCAACUGGAUCCUGGACUUCCUGACGGGCCGCACCCAGGUGGUAAGGGUAGGUAACAACACAUCCGCCACGCUGAUUCUCAACACGGGGGCCCCUCAGGGGUGCGUGCUCAGUCCCAUCCUGUACUCCCUGUUCACUCAUGACUGCAUGGCCAGGCACGAUUCCAACACCAUCAUUAAGUUUGCCGAUGACACAACAGUGGUAGGCCUGAUCACCGACAACGACAAGACAGCCUAUAGGGAGGAGGUCAGAGACCUGGCCGUGUGGUGCAACCUCUCCCUCAACGUGAUCAAGACAAAGGAGAUGAUUGUGGACUACAGGAAAAAGAAGAGGACCGAGCACGCCCCCAUUCUCAUCAACAGGGCUGUAGUGGAGCAGGUUGAGAGUUUCAAGUUCCUUGGUGUACACAUCACCAACAAACUAACAUGGUCCAAGCACACCAAGACAGUCGUGAAGAGGGCACGACAAAACCUAUUCCCCCUAAGGAGACUGAAAAGAUUUGGCAUGGGUCCUCAGAUCCUCAAAAGGUUCUACAGCUGCACCAUCGAGAGCAUCCUGACUGGUUGCAUCCCUGCCUGGUAUGGCAACUGCUCAGCCUCCGACAUCAAGGCACUACAGAGGGUAGUGCGUACGGCCCAGUACAUCACGUGGUCCUCAGUAGCUCAGCUGGUAGAGCACGGCGCUUGUAACGCCAAGGUAGUGGGUUCGAUCCCCGGGACCACCCAAACACAAAAAAAUAAAAAUAAAUGUAUGCACGCAUGACUGUAAGUCGCUUUGGAUAAAAGCGUCUGCUAAAUGGCAUAUUAUUAUUAUUAUUAUUAUUAUUAUUAUCACUGGGGCCAAGCUUCCUGCCAUCCAGGACCUCUAUACCAGGCGGUGUCAGAGGAAGGCCCUAAAAAUUGUCAAAGACUCCAGCCACCCCAGUCAUAGACUGUUCUCUCUGCUACCGCAUGGCAAGCGGUACAGGAGCGCCACGUCUAGGUCCAAGAGGCUUCUAAACAGCUUCUACCCCCAAGCCAUAAGACUCCUGAACAUCUAAUCAAAUGGCUACCCAGACUAUUUGCAUUGCCCCCCUCUUUUACGCUGCUGCUACUCUCUGUUUAUUAUCUAUGUAUAGUCACUUUAAUAACUCUACCUACAUGUACAUAUUACCUCAAUUAACUCGACUAGCCACAUUGACUCGGUACCGGUACUCCCUGUAUAUAGCCUCGCUAUUGUUAUUUUUACUGCUGCUCUUUAAUUAUUUGUUACUUUUAUUUCGUAUUAUUUUAUAUUGUAUUUUUUUGUGAUUUUUUUGGGGGGGGGUAUUCUUUCUUAAAACUGCAUUGUUGGUUUAGGGCUUGUAAGUAAGCAUUUCACUGUAAGGUCUACAUCUGUUGUAUUCGGCGCAUGUGACAUAAUAUUUGAUUUGAUUAGAACACACACUGGGAACCUUGAACACUGGGGUUAGAACACACACUGAGAACCUAGAACACUGGGGUUAGAACACACUCAGGGACCUUGAACACUGGGGUUAGAACACACACUAGGAACCUAGAACAUUUGGGUAGAACACACACACUAGGAUUCUAGAACAUUGGGGUUAGAACACACUUAGGGCACCUAGAACACAUGGUUCAGAGAUACACAGGAAAUCUAGAACACUGGAGAGCUUGAUGAACGCAAGAGGUUAGAACACACACCAGCUUUUGCUCAUCACCAUGAUAAGGACUGGCAGUGCUGGGUCAUCUGAGGUCAGAAGGAGUAUUUUGGGGAACACUGGUGACAGAGAAGCCAACACAGGCUGGCACCUUUCACAUUCAACUCAGUAGAGUGAGCAAAACACACACAGAGGAAUAGCAGAAAGUGUCUCCUCUUUUCUAAUCUUCUCUCCCUCUUUCUCUCAAUCUCUCUUUUCCUGGCCCCAUCUCUCUCUUUCACCCCCUCUGCCCCAUCUCUCCCUCUCUCUCUUACCCUUUCACCAUCUUUCCCUCCCCAUCUCUCUCCUCCCCUCUCCUCUAUCCAUCUUCUCCUCUCUCCCUCCACCCCCUCUCCAUCCCUCUCUCCCUCUCCUCCAUCAGACUGCUUUCCCAGUUGAAUGAGACAGAACGGGCGUUUGAUGAGUUCUGGGUGAGACAUCAGACCAAGCUGGAGCAAUGUCUGCUGCUCCGCCACUUUGAACACAAUUAUAGAGAGGUGAGUGGGACAACACAUGACUACACACACCUGACAUCUGUACACCUUGGGUAAAAUACACUAGUUACAGUACCUGAGAGCAAUACGCCAGAGAGCAACAUACACCUUACCAAACUAAGUAGAUCAUUACAGCCCUGAUUUUGGUACACCUAUGGGACAUUGACACGGCCACCUGUGUGUGUGCAUGUCACACCUGAUCUUUGUGUACCAUGUCUGUGUGUGCAUGUACAACCGGAUCUGAGUAUAUAUUGUGUAUAGGUCAUACCAAAUGUCAUUACAUCUGUCUGUAUGUGUCAAACCUGUGUGUGUUCUAACUGUUGUGCUGCUGUUCCAGGUGAGGUGUCUGCUGGACCAGGUGGCAGAGAGAUUGACAGCUUUCUCGGAGGUGGGAAUAAGCCCCGCCCACGCUGAUCACAUCUUCCGCGAGCUGAGCAGCCACGAGGAGAGAGUCUGUGUAAGUAAACAAACACACUGAUAGACAUGUAUUAUCCAGAGUACGUAUAGAAAUCAAUAAUGUCUCCCUUUUAUCUUUCCAUCCCUCCUACCCCAUGCCCUCUCUCACUUCCUCUCUCUCUCCCCCUCUCCCUCUGUAGGAGGUAUUGGACCAAGCCCAGGCUCUGGCACGUGAGGGUGACAAGUUGAUCCAGAGCUCCCACUAUGCUGAGGACUCCAUCCAGCCCAAAUGCAUCGAGCUCCGAGCCGUGAACGAGGAACUGAGCGCCUACCUGAGAGCAAAGAAAGACCACUUACUCAGAGCUAUGGAGCUGCACCACAGCCUGGAGAGGGUGAGGGGGACGUAAACACACACAUAUAUACACACAUACACAAAGUCAAUAAAGUCAAUCAAAUGCAUGCAGAAACACACACACACCACCCCAUAAACCCCUAAAAGCACACUCUCAACCCCCCCCCCCCCCUCUUCUAGGCUGCUAAGUGGUGUGAUGAUGGCAUCUACCUGCUGGCCUCUCAGCCCGUUGACAAGUGUCAAUCACAUGACGGGGCAGAGUCAGCGCUGCAGGAGAUUGAGCGUUACCUGGAUACAGCGGGACAGAACAAACUGACUGAUCCUAGUGCCAUCUGCAGGGACUACGAGACAGUGCUCAACCACGAGUUCAAGGUAAGGGGAUCCAUCUCUCUGACUUGGACAUGCACUCAGACCUGGAUUCAUAAUGUGAUCAAUUAAAUGUAACGAAAAGAUGACACAGCAAACAAACAGCUAUCAAAACCUGUGAGUGUCCCAGAGUGUAAUUUUGUUCCUGGGUCCUCUUCUCCUCCUCUUCUCUCCUCUCCUCCUCUCUCAUCCUUUCUCCUCUCCUCCCUCAGGACCAAGUGGAGAAGGUGUUCCAGAAGCAGGUGUCCAUGCAGGAGAUGUUUGAGAAGAGAAGGGUCAGUCUGAAGAAGCUGGCAGCCAAACAGACCAGGCCAGUCCAGCCUGUGGCCCCAAGGCCUGAAGCCAUCAAGUCCCCACUGUCCUCGCCAGGUGAGUCCAUAAAUACUACCUGUCCUGAAGUACCACCAGUACUUAUGUACCAUAUGUCCUUAUAUACCACCUGUCCUGAAGUACCACCAGUUCUUAUGUACCAUAUGUCCUUGUAUAACACCUGUCCUGACGUACCACAUGUGUUUACACAUCAUCAGCACCCUGUCCUCACAAAUACAGUCCUGACAUAGGGUUAAUGUUCUUUUAACUAGAUCGGUCAAUAUAUAUUUAGAUAUGUGUAUAGUGUUAUUAUCCCACCUCACCUCCUCCACUCUCUCUUUCUCUCGCCCAUAGCAAAGAGAGUGCUGGAGAAGAGCUGCUCAGAGGGAGACUCUGUGAACGGGGUCAGCUGUAGAAAAGUAAGUUGAGGUCCCUCUUACUUUGGUCUGUGUUUUACUGUGGGAUAGUAUUAUCAUACCUCCAGUAGCUUCAGCAGACACUCAUCCUGUGGUGUGUUCUCAGGUGGAGGGCCAGCUACAGAGCAACAGAAGUGCCUCUCUGUCAGAGGAAGACGAGAACCUGGCCAUCCUCAGAAAGUACGUUUGUUUGUGUUUUGUCCGAUGUUAUGUCUGGCUGCAUAUCUGUGAGUCUGUGGUGUUUCUCUGACUUCUGUGUGUAGUGUUUCACCCAUAGAAAUAAUAAUUAUAAAGAUUCCCUUAUCAUCUGGUGUCUGUAUCAUGUAAGCCUGAACUGUCUACAUUAUGUCUGACUGUGCUCUCUCUAUGUAGACAUGUAAUGAAUGAGCUGCUGGAGACAGAGAAGGCAUACGUGGAGGAGCUGCUCUGUGUUCUACAGGUGUGUAUCUCUCUAUCCCUCUCCCCUGGACCAUCUGAAACCUCUCCGUCCUCCUCUCACACGUGUAUCGGUCUUAACUGUGUUAGUCCUAAUGUGUGUUUCAGGGCUAUGCCUCAGAGAUGGACAACCCAGCCAUGACCAGCCUCAUGCCCAUUCCUCUGCAAAACAAAAAAGAUGUGCUGUUUGGCAACAUGCCAGAGAUCUACCACUUCCACAAGAGGUAAAUGAGCGCCCCUAGCGGUUAUUAAUGGUGUUUACACAGUGAUAGGAUUACCCAGGCAUUGUACUGACUGACUCAUCAUCUCUUUCUCUCUGCAUCCCUCUUCCUUAUGAUCUCCCAGGACCUUUCUGAGGGAGUUGGAAGAGUACGAAGACUGCCCGGAACUUGUAGGUCGGUGUUUUCUGGAGAGGGUGAGUGUUUGGAGAUUGAACUGGGAUAUGUUGUCUUAAUCACUACUCUGAUUGUAGUGAAGCAUUUGUGAUGCAGGGGUAUUUCUCUCUCAACCUUUCUCUCUUUUCUUUAUUCUCUCUCUCAUAGAUGACAGACCUGCAGAUUUAUGAGAAGUAUUGUCAGAAUAAACCUCGCUCUGAGAGCUUGUGGAGACAAUGUUCCGACUGCGCCUUCUUCCAGGUACACACCAUAUCCACACCUCCCCUAAGUUACACACACCCAACAGCUUCAGGCCUAAGUGGUUGUUAUCCCCUAUUCAUGUAUUUUCCCUGUUCUGGUCUGUACCAGGAGUGUCAGAAGAAGCUGGAACAUAAACUGGGCUUGGACUCCUAUCUCCUGAAACCUGUCCAGAGGAUCACCAAAUACCAGCUCCUGUUGAAGGUAGGACCGGUACUUGUCCUUCUAUACGUUGUCUCAUGAUUCACAAGAGCAUUCUGGUCCACUCCUUUAUAUUCAUAAUGUCUCAUUGCAGAUCGACAUAACUCAAUAUGUGUAUGUUGUAGGAGCUGCUGAAGUACAGUAAGGGCUGUGAGGGGUCAGAGGACCUGCAGGAGGCGCUCACCUCUAUCCUGGGCAUCCUGAAGGCUGUCAACGACUCCAUGCACCUCAUCGCUAUCACUGGAUAUGAUGUGAGUUCAUCAUCGACAAACUUCACAUUCUCUGAAAUGUACUGCAUAUUCCUUUCAUGGCGUCAACAUCAUAUUAUUUUAGAGAUUGUGUCAACAUGUCAAUAUUACAUAAGACUGCAGCACCAUAGCUUCUGAUGAGACAUUAACUUUCUCUUGACCUGUGACCCUUCUUCUGAUAGGGUAACAUGGGCGACCUGGGCCGGCUGCUGAUGCAGGGGUCAUUCAGUGUGUGGACAGAACACAAGAAAGGUCACGCCAAGGUCAAGGACCUGGCCCGCUUCAAGCCCAUGCAGAGACACCUGUUCCUGCAUGAGAAGGCCCUGCUCUUCUGUAAGAGACGGGAGGAGAACGGGGAGGGCUAUGAGAAAGCCCCCUCUUACAGCUUUAAACAGUCCCUCAGCGUGAGUCUGUCUGUCUGUCCGUAUGUCUGCCUGCCCGCCAGUAUGUGUGUUUGUAGUAGGUCUAACAGUGUUUGAUAUUGCAAGUGAGUUAAAAUUGAGCUUUUAGAAGCUAACAUUUUCCAAAAUGGUAUGCCCUCUACCAGAUGAGUGCUGUGGGCAUCACUGAGAACGCCAAAGGUGACAACAAGAAGUUUGAGGUCUGGUGCAACUCACGGGAGGAGGUGUACAUCGUUCAAGUGAGUGGUUUUGCCCAAACGACAGCUACAGACUACAUGUCUACAAGUUUGUUUUACAAUGAUACAGAAAUCAUAUCAGACUCUAUUUAGAUAAAAAAACAGAAAUGGGUUUCAUCGUUGUAUUUCAGGCCCCGACAUCUGAGGUAAAAACGACGUGGGUGAAGGAGAUCCGGAAGGUUCUGACAACACAGCUGGAGGCCUACAGAGGUAGGUAGAGUGUCUGUCUGUGGCAGACCUGGUGUCAAAUAGUAUUUGUUUUCUUUCUAAUACUUUGAGUGUAUUGUAAUUACAUUGAGUAUUACAUUCACUGGUCAUGAUUUAGUGGGACUGUAGUUGAUCUCCCUGCGUGUCUUCCAGAAGCCAGCCAACAGAGGCCAUCAGACGGACUGUUCCAGUUCCCCCCUGGUGCUGGAGGACCUGUCAGCCUCAGGUCAGUCACCUGACCCAUACUGACCUAUUACAGAGUCAGAGCCUCUCAUUCACAAAUGAGAAGUAAUCAAAGACCCACCGAAUGUUAUGCACUGUAUAUUACAUGGAAUAAUGGGGCCUGUUUAGGGGGAUGUAACAGAAGGUCCAGACAGAAAUGUAUCAUGUAUACAACAUGUUGUCUUACCGAAGUGUGUUGCAGUGUGAGUUUCUGACUGACCUGUUUCAUCCUCCUGUCUCCUCAGUCCAUUUAGAAGAGGGGAGAGGAGCAUGAAGGAGAAGGGAGAACCAAGCAGCCCCGAUGCUAACUCCCGCUCCUUCCCAAAGACCAAAGGUGAGCAGAGAGCGAGAGAGGGGAGGAGGGUAUAACAUAAAGACCGCUCAGACACCACCACCUUUAAACUGGGUCCAAUGCUAAAUUCAAAGCUAUUCUUUACUCUCAACUGUGUUUAAUAGUCAUCACUUUCCUAAAGCUUUUCUUGUUUCAGCCAAACACUGAACUAUACUACCUUCUGACUGACUCUUAACUAAAUGUUGCUUCUCUCUCUGUGAUGAGUUGACUAAUCUUUCUCUUCACUUCUUUCUAUCUCUUUCUAUUCACUGCACUUUCCUUCUCUCCAUCCCUUCCUUCUUUUAUGCCUCACACACCUCUCCCUGUCGCUCUCCUCUUUCUCAUCCCACUCACCUCUCCUUCCUUCCUUCUCUCCCCUGCUCCUCUCCUUCUCCUGGCCCAGAAGAAGCAGCGACUAGUCCUACCUCAGACAGAGCAGCUGUGGCUAAAAAGCGUUUUACCUUGCAGGGCUUCAGCAACUACAACAAAGGUAACAGCCCUAGCUGGCCACCAGGGGGUUGCCAUGGUACUCUUGUACAUUGUUACUAUAUGUCAGCACUAUAGACUUAAAUAGGAUAAUACAUGGCAUGCUUCCUUCCACAGACCUCUCACCUCCUGACAAUAAAAGCUUAACUUUACCCAGGAUGCCCCUCUCUCCAUCAGGUACCUGACAAUUUAGCUAAAGUGACCAUAGAUUAGAAUCUAGAGGUAACUUUGUUCCAUAGUUUAAGUCAGUGUUUCCCAACUCCAGUCCUCGAGUACCCUCAACAGUACACAUUUGUAAUGUAGCCACAGAACACACCUGAUUCAACGUUCUUUUUUUUUUUUCUCCUUUUUUUUUAUUCAUUUAGCAGACGCUCUUAUCCAGAGCGACUUACAAGAGCAAUUAGGGUUAAGUGCCUUGCUCAAGGGCACAUCGACAGAUUUUUCACCUAGUCGGCUCGGGGAUUAGAACCAGCGACCUUUUGGUUACUGGCACAACGCUCUUAACCACUAAGCUACCUGCCGUCAAGCCCUUGAUGAGUUGAAUGAGGUGUGUUUGUCCGGGGCUACAACGAAAAUGUGUAUGGUUGGGGAUACUUGAGGACCAGAGUUGGGAAACGCUUGCUUAAGUGACGACCAAUUAGAGUUGUACUGUGUAGCUGAUAGUGAAUAGACUGCUUUAGGGAGCCUGUAUCUCUGUUUUUCACCCCUGUAGUCUGUCUCAGAGUAGUGUGUGCUGUAGGAUAACAAUGCUAGUAAACAGAACAUACAGUUAGAACAUACAGUGUGUGGUGCUCCUUUGAAUGUCCUCUGCUCUCUUCAUUCUUUGUCUGUGCUUACUUUAACUUCCACUUUAAAGAUAUGUUACUACUGAUAUUUGUCUUAUUUGAGUGUUUUGCUACUCCUUUUGUCUCUCUUCCUCCUCUCUUUUCCUAUUUUAUUCCUGUCUUCCUGUGAUGGCUAGGAUCUCCCACAAGCCCUGACCAUAAAACCAAACGUCAUGAGAUAAAGAGUGAUCCUACUCCGUUCGGCUUUAAAGGUACACCUUCCCAUAAUAAUCCUAUUCACUGUAUCUGUGGUCGACCAUGGUCGCUGCAUUUGAUCAUUUCAACCGUGGUUGGUCAGGGUGUGUUGAUUUACAGACAGCGGUUUCUCCCCUCAGACAAGCGAAUAAGGUUAAUCAGGGAAUGUAUGAUACGCUGUGUUGACUGACAGGCAACAGGAGUCAUAGUUACCAUGGUCGGUCAUUCAUUGUGGUUGAGCACGUUCGCUGCAGUCGAUCUCUUUGACCAUGUUUCAAUAGGGUUGUAUGUAUCUUUCUCUCAGACCCAGGCACUCACGCUCACCUCCACCUGGGCAGAGUCAGGUGGCUCAGCACCUCGAGUCUCUUACAGGCCAAGAGGAGAGGUACCGUACAGCAUUCAACUGGACUGGACUGUUUUAGACUGGUUUAGACUGGAUUAAGAUGUGUGGUGAUCACAAAAUGGCUGCCGAAUUUCACUGAGAGAUUGGCCCCUCUCACUCCCUACACACUGUUCCCCUGCCUGAGUCUGUGCAUACACAUGACCACCUAAAUACAUAUGUUGAUAUAUUUAUCCAAAAAAACGUCACGUUCCUUAUUGCUGAGUAGUGUUGUGGUUCUGAAUGGUCCACACGAUUACUGUAGUCUCACUUGGUCCUGUUCUUUCUGAUUGCGGUCCAUCCUGACAGUGUCUGGUCAGACAGGUUGCUGGAAAUUCAUACUCUCAAUCCCCCCCCCAGUGUGUGUGUGUGUGUGUGUGCGCGACUGAGCGAGUGUGUGUUUCAGGCUACACAAGACACCAAACUGGGUUAUGUCCCUUCUCUCCCUCCUCUAGGAUGGACCAAGGGCUCGCUCUCAUUGGACGCCAAUGAGGAGAAUGAUGGCUACUCUAGCCCUGAAGAGCCCCUGAACUCAGACCCCGAGGACGAGGGGGGAAAGAAACUAGUGAGUGUGUGUGUGUGUGUGGGUGCGUGCGUGCGUGAGGAUACUCAUCCACUCCAAGCUGGGAUGUGGCUCCACGUAUAAACAUUUUUUCUAAAUAAUUGUUUACAAUCAUACAUACAAUCUAACACCAUAUCGUGACUGUGUACAGUGUGCAGGGAAGUACACAGUGGUGUCUGACUAUGAGAAGGGAGAGGCCCAGGACCUGUCAGUCAAGAGUGGUGAAACGGUGCAGCUGAUCAAGGAGAGAGAUGAUGGACAGUGGUGAGAAUAUUACCUCGACGCCCUUACACUUGAUUGGGCUUCACACUUUAACAGUCAGAACCUAUUCCAACAGGCUCAUAUUCAAUAGGGAAUACCAUAGUGCAGGUCUCUCCAACCCUGUUCUUGGGGAGCUACCCUCCUGUAGGUUUUCGAUCCAACCCCACUUGUAACUAACAUGAUUCAUGUUAGCAACUAAUUAUUAGAAUCAGGUGUGCUAGGUUAGAGUCGGAGUGAAAACCUACAAGACUGUAGCUCUCCAGGAACAGGGUUGGAGAGACCUGCCAUAGUGAAACGUAACAAAACAUGUUGAAACAGGAAACGAAAAUAAGCAAUUCUUAUUGGACAAGUUCAGGUAGCACAUCCCUGUUGCAGUCCCUUUUCUUCUGUGCCUAAUGAAUAUGACCCAGUAUUCAAAUCUGAGCAGUGUUGAGUUGGGGUGAGGUGGUGAUCAAGGGGUUGUGUGUGUUUGUGUGUUGGUGCAGGUUUGUGAAGAACUUGAAGACCAAGCAGGAGGGCUGGGUGGCUGCAGCCAACCUUCUCACCCUGAUUGGAGAGUCCAAGUCCUGCCAGUCUCUCACCAGCUCAGGUAAAACCUCCUCUCCAUGUAGAAUUAUGUGGAACGGGGUGUGUGUGUGUAUCUCUCCUAAACCAUCUCCUCUAACCUCUGGUCUCCCUGUGUAUGUGUGUGUAUUCCAGAGGGCAGUGGCUCAGGGAACCUCAGCAAUUCAUCCAGCUGCUGUGAGACCUACACCAGCUUCUCUGACAUCAAGCCCUGAACCCUCCACCCUUCCCUGGCCCCAUCAGGCCACCCCAGGCCCCUUGUCUCCAGACCCAAACCCAACAGCACCAGCUGGUGGCUCCCCCAGCAAGACAGCACUUUCUCCCCCCACCCUAAACACAACUUCCCCCCACCUUACCCAGAGGCAAGCCCCUCGAUUAGGAUACUGGUCAUCAACUUCAAGAAGAUGCCAACAAUAGACUAA